AGACUUUUCCGCCAGCAAUCCGGUCUCCUCCGGCAGCGCUUCUCCCCCUGGCGUCGAGGUUCCGCGCUGGCCCAUCCGUGACAGAUCGAGGAGAAGAAAGUAACAAACACCAAAUAAAGAACACGAAAAUAUAGAUAUAAACGAAGAAAACGACAUAGGAGUACCCAAGAAAAGACCAAGAAAGGGAGGAACGAAAGAGAGAAAAAGAAAGAAGGAAAAGAAGAAUAGAGAAAAUGUCAUCUGGAAUUAUCUUUUCAUUGGCCCUUUACUUGGGUCUUUUCACACUAAGAGGUCAGUGCCUCCGCAUGUCCGGGGUAUGGGUGCCCCCCGUUGCCAUCUCGGGCACAGAGGUCAAGUUCACAUGCCACUACGAGACGAGUCCUUCGCUCAAUGACACCCUGUACUCGCUCAAGUGGUACCGAGGGCACGACCAGUUCUACGAAUACAUUCCCAGAAAUAUCCCGCCGAUGAAAGUCUACGAGAGCGCCCACGUUCAUGUCGAUAAAUCCCAGAGCGACGCCAACACUGUGGUUUUGAAGGGAAUUACACGAGAAACUUCAGGGAGCUUUCAGUGUGAAGUCAUGGGCGACAAACCCCUUUUCGAGACGGAUAACUACACGAAGAACAUGACGGUUGUCGACAUACCCGCCUGGGGCCCAAGGCUCACCCACAGACCCCUGAGUUCGAAGGUGGGCGUGCAGGACAUCAUCCAGGCCCGGUGCGAGGUGGGCCCCUCCGACCCGCCCACGGAGAUCACAUGGACCAUCAACCGCGCGCCCGCACCGCCCUACGCCCGCGUCGAGACCUACAGGAACGAAAAUCGAGUCCACGUGUCGGAACUCCACAUACAAGUGACCGAGGACUUGUUCUACAAAGGGGAGCUCGUGGUGGCGUGCGGGGCCAAGCUCCUCUCGGCCUUCGAGAAGACGGCUAACGUUACCUUCGUCGACGCUAACGCUCCCGAGCCUGCGGGAUACGGGUGGCUAUCGGCAGCUUCCGUUUUUGGACAUGUAGAGAAUUCUCCUGUUCAGUUCUAA
Messenger RNA from Penaeus monodon (black tiger shrimp), 1037 nucleotides. RefSeq lists its product as uncharacterized. The record is from RefSeq and is a predicted model, not a curated record. The coding region runs from base 234 to 1037 and encodes 267 amino acids. NCBI's taxonomy places the organism in Eukaryota, Metazoa, Arthropoda, Malacostraca, Decapoda, Penaeidae. The transcript has 7 exons.